CUUCAUGAAUAUUGUGGUGCAGUGCCAGUUCUGCUGGCAUAAAAUCUCAGAAUUUGUCUCUCUAAAUGAACAGAGUGAAAUUAAACAUUUUAACUUUGAUACUCAGCUCAUGGUAUUCCAGUUACUACCUAUGCUGGGAUGUGUCAGGAGCAAGUUUACGGACAACGACUGUCUCGAAUUGUACACCAACAAGUUGUUCCGGCUGACAAGUGAGGAAACUCAGCGGCUGGCAUAUUCAUAUCGUGACAUCCUCAGAAUUCAAGAAAAUAAACAUGUGCUAGCCCAUCAGGCCAUGUUGAGUAUCCUGCAGAUCAAAAAUAUUAUGAAUAUGGAGUUGGCAGUCAUAGCAUACCAAGCAUUUAUGUACAAUCUGAAAGAUUUUGUUCUUGAAGAACCCAACAUGGAUGGUCUGACAGGGCCUGAUUAUGUAAUUCAACAUCCUGAACUGCUGGGAGCUGUGCUUGAUGCCUUGACCUCACUCAUUCACUGCUUCCACAUCACGUGGCAUGAGAGCGUGGAGACGAUAUGCCUGUUCAGCUUCACACAGCUGUUGCUGAAAAAUCCCAGCCUCUCACCCAAACUGUCUGUACAGGGACUGCAGCUGAUGCAAGUGGCGAUACAGAACUUCAUGCCUCCAAACCUGGCUCUGCUCAUGAACACACUAAAGGGAUCCACCAUUGACCAGCUGGGUCCUAUCUUGCACAAACGCCUGCACGACAUGAACUGGGAUGUGCGAGACAGUGCACUUGAACUUCUGCAAGUCGUCACAGCCAUCGCAGAGAUCAAAUUUCCAGCAUUCCAGGAACAUGUACUGGAAAAUGAAUUGUGUACCCUGGUGCUUGUUCUCGCAAUGGAUGACUCGGAGAGCUAUGUGAGGGCAUCGGCCAUUAAGUGUUUAUGUGCCAUGGUGCGUGUACAGCGCUUCUGGACAGACUGCCUUGCAUCACAAAACUUACCAAGUAAGAUGAUGGCAAUCCUGCAGGGCGAGAGUGAGGGGAUUGUCCGUCGCGAAGCAGCUGCCCUCCUGAAAGAGAUCUAUGAACAUCAUAAGUUCUUGAAAGCAGAACUAGGGAAUGUAUUCAUGGCGAUGGCAUUUGCAGCCAUGUCAGACUUACACUGGGAGGUGAAAGUUAAUGCACUCCAGUUCUGGGAGAAAGUGAUUGAGCGACAGAUGUCAGACCAGGGAAUGAUUGAUGGUGUAUUUCCAUCUGUUACAUUCUCAAAGGAAAAUCGGAAAAUAGUGCUGCUGACGGAAAACGAGAUCAAACUGCGGCUGAACAAAGUGUUAGGCGAGCUGGCACGAAUCAGAUGUUUGCAGGUGCUGUUGUCUGCCCUUCAUGACCACGAUCUCCAGGUCGUAUGCAAAGCUGCAGACAUUGUCACAACUCUGAACAGCGUGCUGAUGAGGCACGGGCUUGUCCCAGACACAGAGGCACCAAAACCACUUCCUGACCUUGUGAGCAAUUGUGUGAAACCUACAAACAGUAAUUUCAAAGGUGUGUACGACUCAUUUGGCUGUGAGGUCCACAGUUGUCUGACUCCUGUAAGUAAAGUGAAUCAGACAAGGACAACCAACAUGGACAGUGGUGAAGGUGAGAUCGCUGCUGUACGAUCAAGACUGAUCAAUGACUCGGAUGAAGUCAUUGAAGCCAUUGUUAGUGAGACCGAUAUAAACCUGCUGGCAGAUGUCUACAAUGAUUAUCUAAAAGCCGGCAAUAAUACGUCGUCCAUCGUCACCACAAACUUUAAUCUCGAUUCAGAGGUACAUGUAAACGGAGAACAUUUCUUGGAAGCCAUUUCAAAGCUCAAUCUUAGUGAGAUGGUGACACAGAAAACCCAGUGGUUGGAUUACUAUAGUAAUGACCUGGGUUCAUUGCUAGAUGACAUCCUGUCCUCACAUGCAGACACAGAAUCAAAUGCAAUGGACUGUUAUUAGAAUUUUACACUGUAACGUGAAUUAAUGUUAUCAAAACAGUAGUCACUGUUGGUUGCAGCCAUUCUUGUUGUCUGGAGAAUAUUACAGUUACAUUCUUUAAUAAAAACGUCUGUAAUGCCUUCUGAUCCUCCAGUGUAUAAACAAUUUUAAUGCCACAAAUCUAUGGAGGUUUUCUGACCAAAAACUCUUUACGUAUUUCUUCAGGUCACAACCAAGAGGUAUGUUAUAUCAUGCCUGAGUUUUUUCAAGGUUUACCUCAGACCAUCCAAACAAAUGCUUGGUCAGUACCUUGCACAUCAAUCCCGGCUCACAGUUAUUGUCCUGUUUGGCUCUACAUAAGUUAUACAGUUCAGAAAGUUCCAUUAACUUAGCAAUAUUAAUAACCAGUGGGUAACAGCACGUCACUGGCUGACGGUGCGUUUUAUCUGAUCAGUUCUGGCGUGUUCCACUGAACAAUGAAAAGCUAACGUGGUUAACAUGAAUACUCCACCUGCCAGACAGCAGACAUGUGUGAAUAAAUAAAAUUUAGCUUUUCAAUCCCACUCCUAAGGGUACAUUUGAUUAUCUUUGCUGCUUUUGAUACAGCAUCUGAGCCAAGAAAUCAAACUACCAAGAGGACUAGAUUUACAUUACGUUACCUGGCAUUUACAGUAGCUAACAACACUGUGAUCUUAUAGGUACUGGAUCUCUCAUUAGAAUCUGUAACAAGAACAGGAGAAUGUCAAGUGAAAUAAUGCAUGUUCGGUGCUGUUCAGACCAAAUUAUCUCUGUUCUAAGUUUCCUCAAUUUAAGGCUCCAUGAUUUAGUUUUCAAAAUUCAAUGUGUCCUAGAGGAACACUAAAUGUAAAUUUCAAUGUAUGUUAACCAUAAAGCUACAAGAAUUUUAGAAGAAAGAAAUGCUUUGUCUGUUGUAUACAAAAUCUGAAGUUCUCAUAGUGACUAAAUACAAUGAAUUCAGCUUGGGUAAUGCGUUUCAUUACCAGAAAAUAGAAACCUAAUGUUUCAGAGGCAGACACAUCAGACCGACAAGCUGAGAGGAUUUUGUUACCUCAUGAACAUUACAUGUUUCUUCUAUAAAUAGUACUCAGCUAAAUUCAAAUAAGAAUUAAAUAUUGCCAAUUAAUUUAAAUAGAGCAUCAAUACAUUCUGAAAUUCAUAUUCCCUCAAAUAUUUUGCAGCUUAUGAAUGAACCUCAUGAAAAUACAUUCUCUUAAUGUAGAUUAUCUACAGUUAAUGUCAUUUUCACAUUUCAUCAGUAAACAGACUAAAUGUAACAGAAUAACACAGCUUUGAACUGAGAAUUCACAUGCCUUUUUGCCUACUGAAUGAAAAGACACGUUCAUUGAUCUUAAUACAUUCUUAGUAUCUUACGUAGUGCUAUAUCUAUGCUGUGUGUAGUUUCGAUCAACCAUAGAUUUAUAUUUUAUAUCUUGCUUAAAAGCAUGGACCUUUCUGAUAUAUUUUAAUUUCAAGUUUGAGAUUGUCAAUAAAGAAAACAUUCCGUAAUCUUUCAAACUUUCUAUCACUUUUAACAAUAAAAUUAAAUUUUCAUGGAAAUUACACAAGAUUUCUUUAAAUAAAAAGUCAACAUGAAAAGAAGCCAAAAGUUGCAUUUGUUACUGUCCAUACUCUAAGACUUCCUGUUUUGUUACCACUAACAUUUGUAUCAUUCACUUAACUCGACCAAUGUUAUACAAGGCAAUCUAUUAAGCUUUAUCAUAAAUCAAAGGAUUGCCAUAGUACACUGGACAUAAAGUGUAUCAAGGUGAAUUUCAUAUUAUAUAGAAUUAUAGAAUUUUGUACCAUUUCAAAUAUGCAGUGUUUUUAUAGUAACUUCUGUCUUUGAAACUACUGAAUGUUGUGUUACAUUAGUGUAAAAUACAGUAUGUUCUGAACGUAUUUGUGUACUCUGCAUGAGCAAGCAGAAUGUCCUGAUGCAGUCUUUCCAGAGGAAUGUGACAUAUUUUCUGUGGUGUGUCAAUCGUUCACAACAGUCGCGUAACAGAUGUAGUGCAUCCGUCUUGUACACAGUGGGCAAACUAUCAGGUUUUGAAACAGACUACUGUAAUCUCUGGUGGGUUUUGCUCUGAUGUGAAGGGUUUUUACACUCUCUAGUAGUGGCAUCAAUCUGCCAGUCAUUCUCUACAAAUACACUGUUUCAGCAUGCCAACACAUGAAAACUACUGCAUUCACAAUCUUUCCAAGCAUGCUAGACUGACCAUGUACAUUGUGUAAUGAUAAUAAAAUGGGGUGGGGGGGGGGCUGUUGCUGCUACAGAGCAGGGAUUUGAAGACCAACAGUCAAGAUAUUCCCCACCCAGUCAAUACUGUGUUCACAUGGGUCCUAUUCUGAGGCCGAUUAUUCCAGUUCACAAACACGCUACAUGUUCACAUUUUGCACUGAAGAGUUUGCUCACCCCUGAUUUAGUUCAUGUCAAGUUUUACACUGGUUUGAUCAGACAGUCGCAUGUCUAGCAGAAUCUACCUGCCUGGUUUGAUCAUUCUCCUGGCAGGGAAAUGGUCAAUACUGAAUGAAAAUGACACGAAGUUACAGCAUCCAUAGCACACCACACACAACAAAGGGCAGGCUGCAUUUAAUCUUGUCAUGAAUGAGUUUGCAUGUCUGUAGAGAAAGCUCAAGUAACUACAUUUAAUUUUCUUUCAGUUCUUAUUAUUGUUCUAGUAUGAGAGAUAUUUGUCUUCACAUUCUAUACUGUGUAUUAUAUGGUAUACUGUCUGUAAGAACUGUUACAAAACAUAAACACUUGGAUCUUAAAUAAUAAAGACUUGUUCAUACAAAA
Zootermopsis nevadensis is the source of this 4736-nucleotide messenger RNA. RefSeq names its product integrator complex assembly factor Brat1. The record is from RefSeq and is a predicted model, not a curated record. Gene Ontology annotation, biological process: positive regulation of protein phosphorylation; cell population proliferation; DNA damage response. NCBI's taxonomy places the organism in Eukaryota, Metazoa, Arthropoda, Insecta, Blattodea, Termopsidae. Gene Ontology annotation, cellular component: nucleus.